UUUUAUUUCGACGGUCCCUAACAAUUCUAGGGCUUUCCGCAAAUCCCGGCACCGGGGGAGGCAAGAGCGCGCGGGCCACGGCUCCUGGGAGAGGACGUCUUCGCCUCGCUCCGGUGCACGGGAGCUCCAGGACGGCGGCGCCCGGCCCCAGCACCGCUCCUGGCCUGGAGGACGGGGGCGGGGGCGGGGGCGGGGGGCGGGCGUCCCGUGGGAGGCUCCCAAUCCCUGCGUGACGCGCCCGGCUCAUUCCAGCUCCGGGAGGCAUUUCGGCGGAGCUGCUGGCUGGAUCCCACAGAGGCAGGCGCCCCCGCUCAUGGCCCCCCCGGCACCCGCGGCCGCCUGGGGCUUCUUUCUGCUCGCGCUCGGGCCGGUGGCAGCUAUGGAAACGUUCACCUCUGGCACCCUGGAAGCGUUGAACGGGACCGACGUGCGCUUGAAGUGCACCUUCCGCAGUCCAGUCCCAGCGGGGCCGAAGCUGACGGUUUCCUGGUACUUCCAGUCAGAGCUGAAGGAGCCCCUGGAGGCGGUGUUCUACUACAACUUGGAGGCUUACCCCUCCAAAUCAGGCCGCUUCCUAGGCAGAAUCACCUGGGAUGGCAACGUACACAAAGACGACGCUUCAGUUAUGCUCCACAAUGUGAGCCCCAAGGACAAUGGGACUUUCCAGUGCCAUGUGAAGAACCCACCUGAUGUGGACGGUGACAUUGGCGAGAUCCGGCUGAGUAUUGUGCUGAAAAGGAGCUUCUCAGAGGUGCAUAUUUUGUUCCUCACCAUUGGCAUUUCCUGUGCUGCAAUGGUCAUCCUUGUUGUGGUCGUGGUGAUCUGGCGUCAUUGGCGAAGGACGCAGCAAGACAAGACAAGGGAGGUGGGCAGGUCAGAGCAAUUGAAACUGAAGGAAGGCGGAGAGGAAAAGGAGACCCCUCUGUCAGGACAGGGGACCUGUCGGUCUUGAUCCACCCAUGGAUGGUGUGGCCUGCUGGAGUGGAGAUGGCAAAGAUGCUUGUGCUCCUGGCCUUGAAGGAGAAGACCUCCUGCACACAGAAGGCCUGUAGGAGACAAAACCUCACCUUCUGCCCAUGUGACACCAAAGGUCUGCCUAGCCAGUCUUCUCCAUAUGCUUGAAGCAGCAGCCCUCCCCUGCCCACCUUGAGUAUGGGUUGCCUUUGGCUUGGUGACUGAAGACCUCAGGGCACUGGCCACCUAGUUGAGGUCAGCAGAAGAUCUGGUCAAGACAGACUGGCCAGGCAAAGCUUGGCGAAAGGGGAUGGGGAACCGCUUUGCCAACUGUUCUGCUCUCUUUCCUGGGCCAAAGCCCAGGCAAAUGGCUAAGGGGGAGCCCCCAACCACUUUGAAAAGGGCCUUCUCUUCAAACAGGAUCAAGCCCCUUUUUCUGUGGCCCGCCCUGCCUGGAGUAGCAGGAACCCUGCCUGAUUCUGUGCAGGCAGAGGAUCUCUGAAAGGGAGUGAGGAACCAGUUCCUGCUAGGGGCAGCGAUUCUGUCUCCUUCAUGGUCCCCCAGCCCAGGCUGGCAGCAUAAAUCUCCUCCUUAAAACCAGGGUUUGCUUUCUCCUUCAGGAGGAUUUAAGAGCCCUGGACAAAAAAAAAUUCUGACCAUUGAGCCCCUUUUAUGCAGCACCACUAUAGCAACCCUGCCAACAGCUACCUCUAAAACUCACAAGCUUCAGAUAUUAGAGGACUGUCCGAUGGAUUUCUUAUGGGGCACUCUUUCAUAUCCUUAGGUGACACACUUUCAUACACUAAUUUAUUUGAAGUGUCUUGUUAAAUUUUGUAUGCAAAUGGAAUAUUUUAUAAUAAAGGUACAAUUGCCUGGGA
Messenger RNA from Pantherophis guttatus, 1832 nucleotides. RefSeq names its product myelin protein zero like 2 (gene MPZL2). The record is from RefSeq and is a predicted model, not a curated record. Lineage: Eukaryota; Metazoa; Chordata; Lepidosauria; Squamata; Colubridae. Gene Ontology annotation, biological process: cell-cell adhesion. Gene Ontology annotation, cellular component: plasma membrane.